AUGUAUGUAUGCUUGUAUGAAUCUAUCUUUCAUAGUCUGUUUACAUCUAUCUAUCUAUCUAUCUAUCUAUCUAUCUGUAAUGACAAAUUACGCAGGUUUUCUUUCUUCCAUUCUUCCUUUCUUUCUUCCUUUCUUUCUUUCUUUCUUUCUUUCUUUACGUCCCAAUAUCAUUCUCUUUCUCCUGCUACCUAUCUAUAUAUCCUCUUCUUUAUCAUAAAUGAACUGUUCUGUUUCUACCAAUUUACCCCAUCUUUCGACCAAAGCACUUGCGCGCAUUCUUCGCCUCGACUUCCGGCUAGUUUUUUUUCUCCUGCACUUUUUUCUCACGUCUCUCGCUGGUUUAUUUCGGAUUCCCUUUCAACCUGUUGCCUUGUCUUCAUUCUUCCUGAGACUCUCUCUCUCUUUCUCUCUCUCUUUCUCUCUUUCUCUCUCUCUCUCUCUCCUUCCCCUAUCUUUUUCACCUUUCCAUUUGAGAACUCUAUUCUAUCUCUUCCUUCCCAAAACACUCUUAUUACGUCCUCUCUAUUUCUCGCACUUCUUUUAAUUUUACUAUGCACUGGUCCGUUUCUCUCCUUUGUCCUCUAUAUCCGCGGACUAUUUCUUUUUCUUUCUUUUCCUGAAAACUACAUUUUCUUUCUUUCUUUCUUUCUUCUGAUAUCUCCCUUUCUUUUCAAUAGUACUCCACUCUUCCUUUCUUUCUUUCUUUCUCUUUCUUUCUUUCUUUCUUUCUUUCUUUACGUAUGUCCUCUACUUAUACCCAUCCGAUCUUUCCUUCUAGAUUCUUUUUCUUCUGUUUCUUCUUUGGCGUCGUCGUUAUGUUUUUUUUUCUUUCUUUCUUUCUUUCUUUCUUUCUUUCUUUCUUUCUUUCUUUCUUUCUUUUUUCUUUUUCUCCUCUCUCACUUCUUUCUUUCUUUCUUUCUGUUUUUCUUUCUGUUUUUCUGUCUUUUUUUUCUUUCUUUCGCGUAUAUGCUCAAUUCAUACCCACUCUUUCUAGCUUCUUCUUCUUCUUCUUCUUCUUCUUCUUCUUCUUCUUCUUCUUCUAAAUACUCGCACUUUAUUUUUCUUGCAAAGCCAUUCUUGAUUUUCUCUCAUUUAGAACUCCAUGUGUGUAUUGACGUAUUUUCUGAGUCAUUAUACGCCUUCAAGAAAGGAGGGCAGCAAAAAUUUACUUUGUUGGGAGUUGCAAUGAGUCGCCGUUGUCGUCGUCACCGCCGUCGCCAUAACCCUCACCCGCUUCGUCAAUGUCCUCGAACAGGGUGGCGGUGGCGGCGACAUCGGAGAGGAAAACAUAAAAAGAGAAGAGGAAGAACUAAAGAAAAAAGGUGGCUGGGCAAAGAAAGUAGGCAAACAAGAAAAAAAAAUGUGGCAGAAAGAAACAGAGAAAGGAAAGUCCGAUUCCGAAGGCGACCAGUGAUCAAUCAUUUAAAUAUACAUACUUUUCACUUUUCUGUCGCUUUCUUUUCAUUCUUCAUCUUCUUCAUCUUCUUCUUCUUCUUCUUCUUCUUCUUCUUCUUCUUCUUAUUAUUAUUAUUAUUAUUAUUAUUAUUAAUCGUUCCACUCCUUUACUUCUGCUUUCCAUAUUCUUCUUAUUAUCAUUUUAUUUCUUCUUCUUCCUCCUUCUUUCCAUCUUCUUCUUUUCUUCUUCUUCUUCUUCUUCUUCUUCUUCUUCUUUUUCUUCUUCUUCUAUUACUACUACUACUACUUAUUAUUAGUAGUAGUAUUAGUAUUUUAUAUCUUCUCUUUUCCUUCUUUUUAUCUUUUUCCUCCUCCUUCUUUUUUCUUCUUCUCCUUUUUUUUCUUCUUCUCCUUUUCCCCACCUUCUUCUCCUUUUCUUCUUCUCCUUUUUUUCUUCUCCUUUUCUUCUUCUUCCUUUUCUUCUUCUCCUUUUCUUCUUCUCCUUUUUCUUCUUCUCCUUUUUUCUUCUCCUUUUUUUCUUCUUCUCCUUUUUUUCUUCUUCUCCUUUUCUUCUUCUCCUUUUUUCUUCUCUUUUUUUCUUCUUCUCCUUUUUCUUCUUCUCCUUUUCUUCUUCUCCUUUUUCUUCUUCUCCUUUUUUCUUCUUUUUCUUCUUCUCCUUUUUCUUUUCUUCUUUUUUCUUCUCCUUUUUUCUUCUUCUUUUUCUUCUUCUCCUUUUCUUCUUCUCCUUUUUUUCUUCUCCUUUUUUCUCCUUUUCUUCUUCCUUUUUCUUCUUCUCCUUUUUCUUCUUCUCCUUUUCUUCUCUUUUCUUCUUCUCCUUUUUCUUCUCCUUUUCUUCUUCUCCUUUUUUCUUCUUCUCCUUUUCUUCUUCUCCUUUUUCUUCUUCUCCUUUUUUCUUCUUCUCCUUUUCUUCUUCUCCUUUUCUUCUUCUCCUUUUUUCUUCUCCUUUUUCUUCUUCUCCUUUUUUUCUUCUUCUUUUUUUUUUCCUUUUCUUCCUUUUUUCUUCUUCUUUUUUCUUCUUUUUUUUCUCCUUUUUCUUCUCCUUUUUUUCUUCUUCUUUUUCUCCUUUUUCUUCUUCUCCUUUUCUUCUUCUCCUUUUUCUCCUUUUUCUUCUUUUCUUCUUCUCCUUUUUUUUCUCCUUUUUUCUUCUUCUCCUUUUUUCUUCUUCUCCUUUUUUCUUCUUCUCCUUUUUCUUCUUCUCCUUUUUUCUUCUUCUCCUUUUUUCUUCUUCUCCUUUUUCUUCUUCGUAUUAUUUUUCGCCUUCUUCUUUUUCUUCUUAAUUCUUUUUCUACUUCUUUUUAUUAUUUCUUCUUUUCCUUCUUCUUUUUCUUCUUCCUCUUAUUUUAUUCUCUCUCUUGCUUGCCUCAUUAUUUUACUGUUGUUCCCCUUGAAUAUGUAUUUAUCUAUCUAAUUGGCUUUGUAUCUGUCUAUCUAUUUCAUUCUGUUCACAUCUAUCUAUCUAUCUAUCUAUCUAUCUAUCUAUCUAUCUAUCUAUCUGCCGGUUAA
Messenger RNA from Acanthosepion pharaonis, 2919 nucleotides. Lineage: Eukaryota; Metazoa; Mollusca; Cephalopoda; Sepiida; Sepiidae. The record is from the annotation of a GenBank genome assembly.